Messenger RNA from Boleophthalmus pectinirostris (great blue-spotted mudskipper), 7139 nucleotides. Its product is annotated as meteorin-like protein. The transcript has 7 exons. NCBI's taxonomy places the organism in Eukaryota, Metazoa, Chordata, Actinopteri, Gobiiformes, Gobiidae. The record is from RefSeq and is a predicted model, not a curated record. Gene Ontology annotation, biological process: energy homeostasis; positive regulation of brown fat cell differentiation. Gene Ontology annotation, molecular function: hormone activity. The coding region runs from base 4440 to 5324 and encodes 294 amino acids.
UUUAAUUGUUCUCUGAUGCAACAAAGCACACACAUUCACUGUAAAUGUGUAAACAGUAGUAUUAUGGUUAUUUGUUUAUCUUGUUUUGGUGAAUUAUGAAAUCUUAAGAACAAUAACCUCUUCACCAGAGCAUAAACAUACACCGUGUUUAUUUGACCUCACAGAGAGUGGGGUUUUCUGUCCAGUGGUAAACAGACAAAUCUCCCACUCAUUACCCUGACUUUUACUGUAACUUCAACCGCAGCUGAUUGUAGUUCAGGUCUGAUGUUACACAGUAGUGUCAGUGUACAGUGGCACAUUAGUUGAGCUAAAAAUCACCAUGUCAUAUUAUAAAUAACAGUAUUUUUUAUCUUGAGGUUUUGAGGUGAAUCUGUGGACCUCUGGCUCCCACAGUCCAGGGCUGCUGCAGGCUGAGAAAGUUGUCACUUCCACUUUACACCAAGUCUCUACCUAGACCUUCACUGUGUUACUACACCAAACACACAAACAAGAACAUGUCUACCUCAGACAGGAAUGUUGUCAUGGCUACUCGAAAAUCACAAUUAUUUAAGUGACAUAAUGUAUUUUGCAAACAAAAAAAAUCUCCAAAAAAAAAAAAGUCUCAUUUGUAAAGCUGCUGUUCUUUAGACUUGUGUCUUGAUGCAUUAUAUUCUUUUAGUUCAGUUGUUUCAGUUUCAGUCUUCUCUCCAAUACAUCUCCUGGAUGUAUUUAAAUGCACCAUUCUUUGCAGUAAUAAUAUUCUGACAGAUUCAUCCUCUUCCUAUCAUUUAGUAAUACAUAAUUAUAUCAAAAGUAGUUAGGAAUACCCCAGGAAAUAAUAAACUUGUAAAAAUUUGAGGCUGAGCGUAACGCUUGAAUAUGCAUAAUCAGGUUUGUUGACUUUUUGAUUCUACUGAUUUUGAAAAUAAUCUCACUGUCUGCACAAUCCAAGCUAGUCCAACCAUAAGGGCCUACUGUAUUUUUUGUGUCUGCAGUCCCAAGCCUGGAUAAAUGGAGCCUAUUGCAUCAUAUCACUUUUGUUAAGUAACUAAAUACAUGUAAAAUACAUAAUCUGAAUACUAAUUUUGAGUAACUCUGUUGUGGUACAGUUACUCUUACAUUUGGUGAUAUUCAGAAUACAGUUACUUUUCCAAAUUAAAAGGAAUAUGUGUCAAUAAUUAAUCAUGUAAUUUUUGCUUUGGACUGCAUGGGAAAAAGUAGACCUUUCAUGAGAAAUACUAUAUUGACUUUUCGUUCAAAAUAUCAAAUAGAACUUUAGGGAGUCAAUAUUCAUCAUGGGUGCUUUUUCUUUAUAGUAAUGGGACAUUUUUUGUUAUUUUGUUCUGCAAUAUGAUAAAAUUUGAGCUUUAGAAAGUUGAGUUAUGAAUUAACACAUUACACUUAAGGGUUGAAUGCUGCUAUUUAUUUAUACAGUUCAACAUAAUUUAAAAAUGUUGUACAUUUUGAAUACUUUAUUGUGAAUAAUUCUGCUUUAUGCUUUGGUUUAAAUAUUAUCGUUUAUCAUCUAUAUUUAUAUGUAGAUAUACUAUAUUCAUCAAAAUGUGUUAUUGUGACAGGUCUAGAAAAAAGCAAACAUACAAGUAGCUCUUAUAAUGUGUGUGCAUGUGUUUUUUCUUUCUAAAAUUAGAUAUAAGUUAAUGCAACAACUACAAACAGCUAGAUUUUUAUCAUGUUUUUACACUAUAAUUUAAAUGCAAUUCAGAGUAAAAGUAUUUUAAGUAUUCAGAAUAUAGUACUCUGAUUAGUCCAAUAAGAAACAAAACAAAAAACUAAACACACACACAAAAUAUAGGUGUUCAGUAUUGUGUAAUUAAAUUUUUAAGUAUUCUUCCAAUGACUGCCUAUAACCAAAUAUUGUGGCAACUACAUAGUAGUACUCUGAAGUAUGCUGGCUCUUAUGUGUCUUAUACAUCUUUAUUUUGCAUGCUUUUAAAUAGUAUGAUCCCGUAACAGAUUUAUGCAGAGACUUUGAUAAAGCAGUCACCAAGAGCACACCAUAUAUUUGUGAUUGUUAUGAAGCAGAGUGAGUUGUUUAAGUUAGAAGCUGCGGUGUCUGCAUACAUCCUGUCUCUUCUGUGUGCUCUGCCGUGGUGAUGGAGCACUUGGUGGAUGAUCAGAGGGAGCGUUAAUGGAGAAUCUAUGGAGCAGAAUAAACAGGCCUCUACAUUGUGUUUACUUUGUCUCUGCACGUCUGAUAGCUGGCGCGUAUGACCCUGACCCUGCAGCCCACACGCCCUCACUGGUCAAACAAACCUGAAUUUGUAAAGUUGAAGAAUGCACAGUGCACACCGCAUGCUAUGUGCUGUUGAAACACUGAUAAGAAGUGGGUGUGGGUUUGAGUGAGGGGUGGUCACGGGGGUCAUGCUGCCAAAUCUAUAAUGCAUUCCUGUUUCAACAUUUCACGUGAAAUCAUUUCAAUCAUUUAGUGACAAUAAUCUAAAACAAACUCAUUUUUAAGUUGCACCAAUAAAUAAAAAACAAAUAUGGUGUGUACAUAUUCUUGAUUUCUUGGUUUGUCGUGUAAGAGUUAAUGAAAAAUGUGUUAAUCUGAAAUCAGUUUGACACAUACUACAUUAAGGAGUCUUUAGUUGUUCAGUUAAUUAGCUGAUGGUGUCUGAAGUCAACCAGAUAUUUAUCAACCAGUUACUUCUUAUUUAUUAAGAUUAUGAGGAUUUAUAUGGACCACAGCACAAAGGAGAAAGCAUAGUGAGUUAGGUGCAGUUUCUGGAGUGAGAAUUAAAUCAGUCUUUUCAUUCAUGAAUAUAAAGGCCCCACCUGCUUGUCCAUGAAGGUAGACAAGUUUAAUAUCAUACUGUAGAACAUUCCUAGCAAAAUCUUCACAGACCCUCCACUUGAAAAGUUACAUAGUGCACCUUUAAAGUAAGAUGUGCAGUGGUAGUAAUUGUAUAGUGCCUAUCAAUAGUGCCUGUUGGAGAUAUAGUUGUAGUAACAGUCUUGUGUUCAGUGUUGAAUAGCCUAUAUUUUCAUGUAGCAACUUUCUUUCACAUGCACAAGAGAGUUCGUAAAUGUCUCUGUCUUUAUAUAAAAUAAAGAAUAUCAUUUAAGGAGGCAAAUCAACUACAGAAAUAUUUGAGUUUUCAGACCUGUAUCCUGGACAAUUAACUUUUAAGUAAGUAUAGAGCUGAGUGGAGGGAGUAGUGAGUAAAUAAGUUCGAGCCAUGUUGAAAUGAGAGAUAGAGGAAUGUGAGUGUGACUGUUUAAGAGAUGUGCAGAGGUCUGAGCAGAGGCAGGUGAUGGCCCCAGGCAGGAGCAAGUCAGAGGCUGAGGGGCUGUGAAUACUUCAGAUAGUGAGGGAUCACCUUUUGUCCCCUACUGUAAUAAUAAUAAAAAAUAUGUAUAUAUAAAAAUAAUUACAACAACAACAACAACAAUAAUGCAUUAGUAUUAUUUAGUAGUUCUCCAGACAUUUGAGGCAUUAUUUGAAGCACUCUCACAGAAGGUUGAUAAUUACCCUAGGUGUCUUGGGGUGGACUUGAUGUUAGCCAUUCUGUUAUUGCUGUUAUCUUUUUAUUUGCAGACAUGAUGAAGAUAGUUUGAGAAAUCUCAUAUCUGGAAAUUGGAAAAGGGUGCUAUUUCUUUUUGUAGGCAUCUUUCUGAAAACGCUUUGCUCUGAGCAGUACGGUGCAGAGCAGGUUGGUCAUUUUUAUUUUGUUCGUGAGCUGCACUGAAUUUGUGUGAGUUGUUGUAAUGGAGAGGUGCAUAGGGUGAUUCUGUUGGUAUUUCUCAAAAUGCACAACAUUGCUCUGCCUGUCUGGGGGAAUGUGACGAGUUGGUACCAUCACCCCUGCGGCUGUUUUCUCACGGGAAAACAGUCCGGUCACCAAACAGGCGUUUAGAGCACACGUGUGACUUUGGUUAUGUCCACUUUUUUAUGUUCUGUAGAAUAUAUUACUAAAAGUUGGCCUUUUUAUGCUGUCGCUGAAUAGUAACUAGAAAACCACUUUACACACCGUGCCAAAUGCGUUUAAAGCCUUGUGCAUUAGCUACUGUUCAUGUGUUGUUGUUGUUUCAUCCCAUUUUAAUAAGUCAUCUGUUUUUGCAUUCCGUUUUUGUGCUUCAGAUAGUGACAUGACUUAAAAACAACUUGUGCGUGUGUCCCCGUUUUAGCAUGCGUAAAACCCUCCUUCCAUCCAGAGUCAUGGGCGGAGGCCUUGGGCGGGUUUUGGGAAAAGCGCACGCGUCUCCCUCACGCAGGCUCAGCUGUUGGCACGCGCUCGUGGUGACGUUAGGCAGAGCUUGGGGCAAGUUUUUCACAGCUCCUGCUGCUGUGCACGCUGCCGUUUUCUUUCAGUUCUGUCAAAAGUUCUGGACACACAGUUGAGCGGGAUGCAGCCUUUAGAACACUAAAGGACUUUUUCUUUGGGCGACGUUUGUAGGAGCCUCACUCGAGGUUUGGGUGAGAGCUUCGAGGUGGGGCCAUGGGCAUGUCUGGGUCGUGGACAUUGCACUGGGUCACGGCUCUGCUCAUUUGUCGCGCUGUGGCUCAGUACUCCAGCGAUCUGUGCAACUGGCGUGGAAGUGGUUUGAGUCAUGAACCGCACCUCCGGGAUGUGGAGCAGGUGUACCUCCGCUGCGCCCAGGGCUCUCUGGAGUGGCUCUAUCCCACCGGAGCCAUUAUUAUAAACCUGCGUCCAAACUCAGAACCACUGUCCAGGCACACGACCGGGCUGCACGCAUGUAUCAAGCCUCACACGGACUCUAAGGGGUCUCAAAUAUAUUUGGAGCGAGCUGGAGAGCUAAAGCUGCUGCUGACGGAGGAACAGCAGUCCCAGGGUGAGGUGCACUGCUUCAGCCUGACAGAGGGGGCACUAUUUGUGGAGGCAGCUGCUCACUCAGACAUCAGCCGCAGGAUCACAACUUUUCAGUAUGAGCUGGUGUCCACAUGCCCAGGGGUGCACAUAUUCCCCUAUCUGCACCAGGGGCCAGUAACAUGUAAACCUUGUUCAGAUGAAGAGGUCCUUAAGGCAGUGUGCACCAGUGACUUUGUGGCCGUUGGUGUGUUCCACAGCACAGCCCCAGGUCCAGGCGCUCACACAGUGGCUGUGGUGGCACUGAGUCAACUGCUGCGUCAGAAGAGCAGUUUAUUUGUGUGGGCUGGAGGCAGGGGGCGCCGCUGGACGGGACGAGUCAAUGUGCCCACACAGUGCCCCCUUCCUCCUCAAAGAAACCAGUACAUACUGACUGGAUCGGUCCACUUUGGAGAGGCCUGGCUCGGCUGUGCACCCCGAUACAGAGACUUCAUGGACCUGUAUGAAAGAGCUCAUGAAGAAGGGACAAACCCUUGUGAAAUCAAUGUUUAUUGAUCAACAUCUGGUUGAAAACAGGAAAACCAAAACAGUGGAUGUAAGGGCAGUGAAACAGGAUUUAAUAUUUCUGAAGGACAGCCAUGGAUUGGAUGGACUUAUUCGUCUUAAUUUUUCGAUGAUCUUUGUUCACGAUCGUUCUGAGAGAGUGGACCAGUGUUGUUACAGUGAGUGAGGAGUGUUUCCUCAUAAUAAUACUGCUUGUGUGAUCAUUUUUUAAAUGAAUGUUUGCUUUGUAAAAAGCUUUUAUGUAAACUAGAAGUCUUCUUCUGACAGAAGUGUUAUCUAUGCAGCUCUGUGAGUCUUCAGUUUUUAAAUCUGUGUGGUUUUAUAUGUGAAAAAAAUAAAACUUUAUUGAAAGUUACUUUUGCAUUUGCAUGGUUAUCAUGUUAGAGGCUGCCAUGCAGUGGAAGGUGUAAACUGAGGUGACUGACCCUAAACUGCGUUGAGUCCUCAGGAAGAGAAGGAAUGGAAGGAAUGUCCCCAUGCACAGAACACACAGUGCUGCUGGGCAAUAAUAUAAUAAUUACAAGCUUCAUUUGACUGGUUUGGAUCAAAACUCAGAACAGUUAACGCAAUUUUAAAAAUGAACAGGCUAAUUGCAAACCCAGACAACAAGAACAGAACAGAAAGGUCUUCAUCCAAACUUUUAGGGCGAGAGGGACAUCUAUAUAUAACGUGUAACAUCCUUGUCUUGUGUACGUGUUUGUCCUGGGUGGAAGAGCACAGGCCACGCGCCCCGCACACGGUCCACAUACAAAUACCGCUGCGCAGAAACCCAAUCCGCAGACUACUGCACCCCCUGGCAACCAGCCCCCGUGCCUCUGGCAUCGGCCCAGGGCCUCUGGCAUCCCCGCUAAUUCGGGACACACUUAUACAACUGCACGCGGACUUCAUGGUAACCUUUUGCUGGUGAAGCGCGCACGAUAUGGAAACAGUUGAGACGCACAGCUGCGCGAGUCAACUGGAGACAAGGGAAUGGCUGAGCUCAGGGAAAAUACACUUGCGCCUCCGUCCGCAUUUAACCAGCGAUGGUAUUUAAUGGUCAGGGUGAGGCCAGUACUUUUAUAUCACCGAGCCUAUAGAAACUUUAAUUUAAGCAUUGUUCACAAAAGACGUUUGUUUGCAGUAAAAUAAACUCAAAUUUGUGAAUUGUUGAUUUAAAUGGAAACACAUGGAAGCUCUUUCAACACUGACUGACAGCACUUCACUUUAUUGAGUUGAAUGCCCUCUAGUGGUUGUACUAAAAUGUGUUUUUAUGCCAUCUUUCAAGCGUUCACUGAAACGUCUGUUGCAUCAUAUUUGAUAUUUAUACACUUCUCCUAAUCUGUUUUAAUAAUUAAAGAUGAUCAGAGUCAGAUAGUAAUAAACACAGCAUUACACGAGCGUUUUUUACUGUCUUUUACUGUCAGUAGCAUUUUAUCUGGGAUAGACUAUAACAUAUUUAGUCAGGUCAGGUGCAGUAUUGAAUAUUUUUAUAUUUGUUCUAUUAUAUCACAUCGGUACGGACACUGGGAGGGCUCACAGCAAAUGUAAAAGCUGUAAAAUUAACACGCUGCGUCAUCAUCGGAACAAAAUGUAGAAGUGAAAGUCACACCAAUGGCUAUUCAUAUUUGAGAUGCCGAAUAACAUUUUCUAUCAUGUUGGCUUCAAGGAAACUGCUCUUCAGCCUCUGCUUCUGAUGCUGGAAAAUACUGGUGUGGGGUGAGCAGAUCAGGAAAGGAUAUCUAUACUGCAGUGACCGUGCAUGUUAAGUCAGAUGAGUGUUGUGACAGUGUCCAUAGCAUCCAGAGGUAUGAGGGCAGCACUGUGUCC